This is a messenger RNA of Saccostrea echinata, 1409 nucleotides long. Its product is annotated as probable DNA double-strand break repair Rad50 ATPase. Gene Ontology annotation, biological process: regulation of DNA-templated transcription. The record is from RefSeq and is a predicted model, not a curated record. NCBI's taxonomy places the organism in Eukaryota, Metazoa, Mollusca, Bivalvia, Ostreida, Ostreidae. Gene Ontology annotation, molecular function: DNA-binding transcription factor activity. Bases 51 to 599 code for a protein of 182 amino acids. The transcript is spliced from 4 exons.
CGGAUCGGUCGUUUAUUCCCUGGAAUUACCACUUUUAGGCAAUGUGAUUGAUGCAAAAAGAGUAUAAGGAUCCCAACAAAGAGAAAAUUGAGGAAGAAGAAACCGCAAACGCUACCUUACAAGAAGAAAAACAUCCAGAGGAAGAAGAUCUAACUAGAGCCGUACAAGAGAGUGAAAAACAACAGUCCAUAUUACCUUUGGUCAAACAGGAGCUUAAUUAUAAGAUCCGCUUCAAGCGACUCUCAGAAGGCAAAGAAGAGUUUGUUCACGAAGAACCCAAACAACAUCACUACGAGCUCACUGAGUACGAGAAGCAAAAAAUCGAGGAGCGAAGACGACAGAACAGACAGUCAGCACAGCGUUCGCGGAAAAGGUCCGAGGAUUACGAACAGACCCUUAAACAGAGGAUCAACAAUCUCUCAAAGGAGAACAUUGAAUUGUCAAAGGAAAGGGAUCAACUGAGAAAAGCAAAGGAAAAGCUGCUUCUAGAAUUUAGAAAGGUUGGUUGUUUUCCUUCGGCAAGGGUUUGUUCUUGCGGAGUCCGGUUAGACACAAGUAAAGAGGUAUCGGCAACCGAAACUCGGCCUUCUUCAGAAUGACACUCGUCUUGUCUCUACAACAUCGCCGAAAAGUUAUUAUGAAUGAGCAACGGCUGUGGAAAGCUGGAAAGACAUCAACGUUUAAUGUGAACCAGGAUCCUUCAGUCUCAAUAAAAACAGUUACUGUAACAAUGUUGACACUGCAUCAUUUAAGCUGUCUACGUACAGUCUUCUGCUCAGUUAAAGCUUUAACGUUGCUCUUUCACAAUACUUUUGAAUUUUGAUGAUUAACUGGUUCUUUGGAGAAUGCCCUUCGAACUAAAAAUUUCGCACCCUUUAUUGGGAACAAGGUACAUGCACGUAAAGUGGAAACUGGAGAUAUAUACUGGGGCUUCAAUAUUGAAAUUUGAUUGACGUAAUUGUGUUUGGGUGUAUUGAUACAAAAUCAUGUAUGCUAUGUAUAGCGUUGCAAUUCAUAAACUAAUCCCCAGACCUUUUUUUCCUCAAGAGUACACAGCGCAGCGCUUGUUUCUGUGCAGGAUUUUUAUAUUUUGAAAUAUUUAUAGCAAAAUUAGUUCCUAUGUUUGAAUUUACUUGAAUAUGCUGAACAUUUUACAAUUAACCUGAGCUAGCUGCAUGAAAGGACGUGUUCGAACAUUAUCCUCGGUUAUCUUGCAGUCCUCUAAUAUUUUCACGAAGUAUUUAUAUGAAGAUACGUUAGCUGUCAAUCCGUACGUAAUGUCUUUAAAAUUUUGAGAAAUAUUUUCUCCUGUUUAUAUUUAAAAUUUUGAGAUAUGUAGUUACUCAUGCGUAAUAUUGUAUUUUGAAGAACGCUUACGUAAAGAUUUGUUUGUGGAUACAUACAUUGCU